AUGUUAAGUGUUCCCAGCAAGAUCCUAGAAGCAAUAGUAUGCGAAGGCCUGGACGAAUUUAUCUCAGAUACAGGACUUCUAAGUAAUACCCAAUGGGGCUUCCGAGCUGGCAGGGCAGCUGAGGGUCUUCUGAUACAUCUAACUGAAACCUGGAAGCAAGCAUUGGAUCACAGACAGGUAGGUGGACACUUUCAGAAGGCUUUUGAUACGGUAUCUCACACUAUUUUGAGAUACAAACUAGAAGCCAUUGGUAUAACUAGAGAUCUUCUAAAUUGGAUGAUUAGUUAUUUAACAAACAGGAAGCAGUUUGCCAUUGUAAAAGGUUGUAACUCACAGACUAGAAAUGUCUGUUGCGGAAUGCCACAAGGUUCCUUGCUUGGGCCAAAAGCAUCGACUCCUUCAAGUGCAACUUGAGCUGUAACGUCAAAUGCUUUUUACUUUGAAAUAGGUCCAGCUAUUACAAACUAUCAUGUUCCUAUACAAGGACAGGAUCACUGCCACAACCAUGAGAACCAAAACGUAUCUGCAGUCAGGGUGCCACUGAAACACCCAUUAGUGAGUUAAAAAGGAUCAUGUCACGCUACAGUCAAACCUAACCCUAUAAAACUUUCUAGCUGACGAUAUGACAACCAAAAUGUAAUGAUAAAAGGCUGGAGCGGUUAAAAUGGUGGCUUCAUUUCAAUCAUGCCCUAUAUUUCUUUAUCUGUUUUGGAAGAGAUGGACUAAGUAUAGUAAAAUAUUUUUAUGGGCAUAAUAAAAUAAUCAAUAAAUUAUCAUAAUAAUGUAAUAAUAAUAAUAGUUUUAUAUUUCAAAUUAUUGAUUAUAAUUAUAUAAAAAUUGAUGUCAAUUCGGUAUCAUUUGUUUCAAAUGAUUUGCAAUGUCAACUGGAUCAAUAAUGUAAGUGCAACGCUUUGAUUAGGAUAGACUUGUCCAUAUAAACUAAUGGAAACAAAGGAGGACGUAUCGAUAAAUUAGCCUGCAGCCCACUAUUAAUCCACAAUUAAUAUCUCUUAGUAACAAACUGCAGAUUUUUUUAAGGAUAUGCAGAGUAAAGUUAAUUUGGAAGGUAGAUUCUCCAUAAUGAUUGCGAGAUGAUUUUCUAAGAGCUAUGCCACUGCCAGAUUAUGUAAAGCCUAGAAGCACUCAUUCUUGUGCCAUUUAAACUGUAACAAUUUAAUGCUGUGAUGCCAUUAGGAAACAGUUUCAGCCAUGACAAAGGAUAAUGCUAAAGGCAUGAGAACCACAAAUUCUCCAGAGUGUGCCUCUGGGCAAAUAUCACCAACAUUUUCAUCAACAUAUUUCAUUAGGUGACCUCUUCAUCACAGGAGAAACAAGACAGCCAUUGCCUUCUUGGUUAUGCAUACUACACCUGUAAUGUCACAAAAGUUGCUAGGUGAAUCUUGUUUUAAUUUUUUUUUUUUCACAAAGUUAUGGUGGGUACCAAAAAUAAACGUGAGCUAUCAUAACGAACAUGUUGAUCUGAAGCAACCUGAAGGAACCUCAAACGUGUUAGUCUUUUCUGUUGACUCUGUAGAUCACAUUUUCGACAAAUUUAAGUCUUUCUUGGAUACCAAGCAUUCGUUCAAGUCUACUUUUUCAGUUCCGACUCUGACGCUAAGAAGCUCAAGCGAGAGGUUGGGGUCACUGGCAACUCAAAAUUCAAAGCAAUGAGGAAAAUAUUCUGUUUAAUGCAGAAAUCGAGGAACAUAGCUCCUUUGUGCUCGUUAAUAAUAAUAAUAAUAAUAAUUUUAUUUAUAUAGCGCUAAAAUCCAAUAAUUGUCCAAAGCCCUACCUAAUUAAAAAAAAAAAAAAAAAAAAAUCUAAAUUAUAAAAUAUCUACAAUAUACAAUAUAAUUCAAAUAGAGCCUAAGUUAUCUACUAUAUAAAUCAAAAACAUCUUAAAAACAAAAGGAAUCUCAUAACCUAUAUGCUAACUUAAAUAAAAAAGUUUUAAGGGAUUGCUUAAAAGUUGCCACUGAAGCACAUUUCCUAAUCUCUAGAGGUAAAUCGUUCCACAAUUUAGGUCCUGCAAUAGAGAAAGCUCUGUCUCCAUAUGUUUUCAAUCUGCUUCUUGGAACCACUAAAUAUUCUUUACAUGAAGAACGCAAUGACCUAGAGUAUGUUUCAAAAGGUCAGAAAUAUAAGAAGGUGCAAGGCCAUGAAGGGCCUUGUAUACCAAUAAAAGGACUUUAAAAGUUACUAUAAAGAAAGGUGAAUCUCGCGGGCGCAAAAGUCCUUGGACAUGAAUUGCGACAUAAACUUAUCAAGCCAGCCAGAUAGUUGAAGACCUACGUAGGAUGGCUGGUACUCUACCAGUGAUUACCGGUGUAUCAAGCUAAGAGAGACAAAAUAAAGAGAGCACUCCAAGGUGGCGGUUCAACAACAAGGUACAACAACUCCUUAAUUCGUGAAAACAAGGCCAAUACCUGACUGUUUACAAUGUAUCAAUAUUGAUCAAUAUUGUCACAGGUAGUGCAAGGAUACGAGCAGGAGGAACUGGCAGACAACUUAGGAGAUGAAAGGAGCAUUACAAUGCCAAAGUAG
Porites evermanni is the source of this 2544-nucleotide messenger RNA. The record is from the annotation of a GenBank genome assembly. Lineage: Eukaryota; Metazoa; Cnidaria; Anthozoa; Scleractinia; Poritidae.